Molecule: messenger RNA, 2264 nt
Organism: Trichoderma virens Gv29-8
Lineage: Eukaryota; Fungi; Ascomycota; Sordariomycetes; Hypocreales; Hypocreaceae
Gene: LKH1
Product: serine threonine protein kinase CMGC group
Exons: 6
Coding region: 1-1818 (605 amino acids)
Biological process (GO): protein phosphorylation
Cellular component (GO): nucleus
Molecular function (GO): protein kinase activity; ATP binding
Source: RefSeq, a predicted model, not a curated record
AUGACUAGCACGACGACAGCCUCUGGUGUCGUCCCUGCCCCGGGUCGCCCUGCCGCUGAAGACCAGCCCUCCAGAAAGCGUCGGCGCUCUCGGGAGCCUGAUUGGAAUAAUUUCUACCGGAACGGCCUCCCCAAGGAAAUUAUCGUCAUUGACGAUACGCCUGAGCCGGAGGCCAACACGGGUCGCAAGAUCACAAAUGGCAAUACCAUCGUGCCCGACUCGGCCGCUGCCACUGCUGCUCAGCAGGCCGCCAAAAAGCGAAGACGAGACGACCCGCCACUGGGCUACCACGUCCAGUAUUUGGGCGGUUCACACACAGGCUCGCACACAAACACGCCCUUGCCCAACGCUACGCCUGCUGGCUCUACUCUCUCUAGCGACCGAACAAACUCGGCCUUGAAUACCACUGCGCCCACAUCUCUGUCUUCAAACAGCCAGUAUGAUGACUUGGCCGCGCCAUUAAAGCGCAAGCGCACAACCCGCCAACAGGCUGCCAACGAGGCUAAGCGGAGGGAUGUUGACGGCUUGGGAGGCGCCUAUAUGGCUUACAAGCCUCCCCCUUACCCGCCCAAGAAAUCUGCUGAGGUUCCCGUUAGAGUCAUUCAUGAUCGUCACUAUAGCAAAAACGCCAAAGUCGAUGAUGAUGACGGCCACUAUAUCGUCGUCCCAGAUGCAGAACUCACUGAAAAGUAUCAAAUUGUUCGUCUCCUUGGACAGGGUACCUUUGGCAAAGUGGUAGAGGCCCGCGAUGUCAAGAGAAACAAGCCUGUGGCUGUCAAGAUUAUUCGAUCCGUCCAGAAAUAUCGCGACGCUUCUCGGAUCGAGCUUCGCGUCCUGGCUACACUCAAGGCCAACGACGAGGAGAACAGAAAUCGUUGCAUUCAUCUGCGGGACUGCUUCGACUACCGCGGCCACAUUUGCAUUGUCAUGGACCUUCUGGGCCAAAGCGUUUUCGAUUUUCUCAAGGGUAACGGCUUUGUGCCCUUUCCUAAUAGCCAGAUCCAAAACUUUGCCAGGCAGCUAUUCACCAGUGUAGCAUUUCUCCACGACCUGAACCUGAUUCAUACUGAUCUCAAGCCGGAAAAUAUUCUUUUGUGUGAUAACUCUUAUCAAACAUUUACCUAUAACAGGAAGAUCCCUUCAUCAUCUACCACGAUCAAUAGGCAGGCUUCUCAGAGACGAGUGCUUCUUGAUACCGAGAUUCGCCUGAUCGAUUUUGGAUCGGCUACAUUUCAGGACGAAUAUCACUCGUCGGUUGUCAGUACCCGCCAUUAUCGUGCGCCGGAGAUCAUCCUUGGCUUAGGCUGGUCUUUUCCUUGCGACAUAUGGAGCAUAGGAUGCAUCCUAGUCGAGUUUUUCACCGGCGAUGCCUUGUUCCAGACGCAUGAUAAUCUCGAACAUCUGGCCAUGAUGGAGGCUGUCGUCGGCUCCCGGAUAGAUACCCAUCUUGUUCAAGCAGUCAACAAGAUGUCUACGAGGAGUGGAGGGAACCCUGCUUCAAAAUACUUCAAGCGCCUUAGGCUCGAUUACCCAACCCCGGAUACAACCAGGGGCUCCCGACGAUUUGUCAAGGCUAUGAAGCACUUGAGCGACAUUAUUCCUUCAAACUCGACUUUUUUCAAGAAUUUCCUUGAUUUGCUGAGGAAGAUAUUCGUCUACGAUCCCGCGCACCGUAUCACGGCCAAGCAGGCUCUCAGCCACCCGUGGUUUAAAGAAAUGGCCCAGCCUGACGACGGUACCGAGGCCGCCAAGAUUCGCUUCGAAAGGAGACGACUAGAAGUGGACAAGGCGCGGCAGCACGCCCACUAUGUUGGAUGAAGUAUAACCAAGGACGAUUCGACACAUUUCGUUUUAUAAUGACUACAUAAGCAUGAUCAGGUUCCAUGGUAGCGCACACACACUGGAUGUGUAUAGUGGUGGAAAGCCCAUUUCCCGCUGGGGGGUGCCAACAUAACCCUCCAGUAGAAUUGUCAUUGUACUUUAGCGCUUUGAGCUGUUGCAGUUCCAACCUUCUUUCUUCUCUUUUCUAUUUCUUUUGUUUUUCAUUUCCUUUUUUAGCGUAGGGUUUACUCUCAAGGUUCAUCGUCUGGGGGGGUUGGCGUCCACAAUCACGGAUUAGGGUGAGAACUGGGGAUGGUUAUAACACGAUGCGGCAGGGCAGGGCGCGCCUCGCUUUUGGUGGACAAAGUGUGCAAAGGUCUUCUCAAAAUCUAAUAUACCCUCCACAGUUGUGAUAUCAAAAUGUCCAAAAUCUUUUAUCUACU